AUGUAGCAAGGAUUGAAUCUACGAGAGUAAAAGAAUAUAAAAAAUUAGCUCCAAAAACAUAGAGAAGAAUUAGAACUGUUAGAGCUGCAAAUUUAGUAAGAAUAAAGAAAUGGAUUAAACAAAUUUUAGAAUAGUAGCAAUAUAAAUAUUUCUAGCAACAAUAACAAUUUCAACAGCAACAACAACAACAAUAAUGGUAAUAAAAACAAUGACAAGAAUAGCAUCCUAGAAGAGAGGAAAGCGAAAUCUUCUUUAAGUAGAUAGCAACCUUAAAUUAUUAAUGAAUAAAAUAAUAAAAUUUAUAAGGGUUAAAACAUGUAUAUAGAGAGUUAAAGAAAUUCAAAUAAUUCACCUGUUAAAAAUUAAUAAAGCAAUAAUUCAAAUUCACCUACUAUUCCUCUAAAUAAUAUAAGGCCACUGGGCAUUAGAUUAUCCCAAGCAGGUUAAGAUGUACUACUUCCUAAUAAAAAUAAAGUUUCAAUGACUAUGGAUGAAGCGCAGAUUAUUCAAACAAAUUAACUUAGUAAUUUGAAGGAGCAGAAAUAUAAUAGCAAAAUUAAUAGUUAUAAAGUUAGCGGAUCUGAAUCUCAAUCUCCUCCUUACUAACGCUCUGGUCUUAGCAGUAAUAAUUAUAAAGUAUAAUCCUAAAUAGGUAGCUCUAAUUAUUAAAUUCAGUAAAAAAAUGAGAGUUAUCCUCAAAUUUAUAUCAAUUAGUAAAAUCAAGUAUAAAGCCAUGCAAAAUAUAAUACAGACCAGUACUCGAGAAGAAUCAAAAAUGUUAACUAAUACCCCUCCUAACUUGAGAAUAGGGAGAACGGUAUUUAUAAUUUAGCCAAUCAGCCAUAAACCCACUCUCAAAUAAAUCUACAAAGCAAAUAACAAAAGGGUCAUUCGAGUCCUGAAAUUAAUUAGCUUCCACACAAUCUUAAAAAUUUAUCUAUAGUUAAAUUACCAAAUGAAGAUGAAGUUCAUUUUGAUGAACUAAAUCUUUAAACUGAAGGCUACUUAAUUGAGAAAUAUUGCGAAUUUUUAAAUAAUGAUAAUGACUUAUUUUAUUUAGAAGGCAAUUUUAGUAGACUGUAUUCAAGUAGUAUACAAAGCUAUCUUGAUUCUGAAUAGAAGGAGAGCAAUGCGUUUAAAGGAGCUCUAGCAGUUUGUUUUGAUGCUUAAAACCCAUAAACAGACUUUAAAUAUAUUCACCCUAAUUUUAAAGUUUCUUUAAAAAAAAUAGCAAACAAUCCAAUGAUUUAUGCUGGCUUAGCUUCCCAGGGAGCAUCUUCAGUGUCAAAUAAUAAUUAAGAUUAAAUCAAUUAGAGUAGAAUUUUAUCAAAUUCUAAGCUAAACAGCCCUCACUCAUAGCAAAGUUCAAAUUAAGGUUUUGAGAGCAAUUUUAAUAACUUCAUGAAUAAAAAGUAAAAUAGCCAAGAUUAAGACUCACUGUCGCAAAAUCAAAAUUACCUUUAAGGCAGUCGCGAAGGUGCUAAAGGUACAAGUAGCUAAGGAAUAAAUAAAAGCAAUAACAUAAAUCGAUCUUAUACAAACUCUACAAACACAAAUUUAAGCUUUUUCAACAAAAAAUAAAACUUUUAAAUUCCUUAAAUAAGUGUCAGUGACCUGAUGAGCGAACUCCAAAGAGUAUAAUAAGAAUACAGGACACACAAAGUUUUACUAUAUAAAAUUUUCAUAAUAACAAAAUUUAAAGUCAGAAUAGAUCUUGGAUUUCUAUAAAUAUCAUUUAACAUGAAUGCUCCUAAUUCUCAAAAGACUUAUUCGUAAUGCAUAAUACACAGACUAUUUAUCUCUAGGAUUUAUAGAAAGUUAAAUUAUGCACAAUUCAUUUAUUUACAAGUUUAUAAUUUCUUAUUUGCCACUUAUCCUAACCUUGAAAAAGUAUCAAUUACUCUAUCAAACCUCUCCCAGCAAUAUCUCAGAUUUAAGCAAUCAAUAGGUUUCAGAUUAGAAAAUAUAAAAUCAUCAAAUGAAUAAAGCUAAGUUUCUUAAUAAAUUCGUUUAGUAUUAAAGAAAUCUGAUUUUGCAUAAAUUUUUAACCAUAUUCAUUCUAAUAAAAAAUUUGUUGAUAAACCUGGUCUUGAUAAUCAAGCACUUAACCUAUAGUAAAACAAAUUAACAUCAAAUAAACUCGGCAUACCUUCUUUUUGA
Messenger RNA from Tetrahymena thermophila SB210, 2160 nucleotides. RefSeq lists its product as hypothetical. The transcript has a single exon. The record is from RefSeq and is a predicted model, not a curated record. NCBI's taxonomy places the organism in Eukaryota, Ciliophora, Oligohymenophorea, Hymenostomatida, Tetrahymenidae.